Racocetra persica is the source of this 1066-nucleotide messenger RNA. Lineage: Eukaryota; Fungi; Glomeromycota; Glomeromycetes; Diversisporales; Gigasporaceae. The record is from the annotation of a GenBank genome assembly.
ACGAAUUCCACUUUCCAAAGGUGUUCAAUCUUCACAUAUCAUUUACAUGCAAAUAAGGAUGAAGUACUUUACAUCUGUCAUUCUUUUAUUAAUAGCCGCUUCGAUUGGUGUGACUGUUGAUGCUAUUGCUAUUAACGCUUCUACUAAUGCGAAUGUUGGAAUUUCGUAUGAUCAAGCGAUACGCCAUGAUUAUUUGCGAAAAUUAGUUUUCAACCGAUCAGAUGGCCUUCUUCUUUUCAGCUACCAUGCAAUCACACAUCCGGCUCAGCCAAAUUACAUUGCCACAAUUUGUGGUGACACACGUGACAUAACAUAUGGUGUUCGCAAUAUUGGUGGACCCAGUAUAGUCGACCUUCUUGAAAAAAAUAAAUCACUUGGAAAGCUUAUAUGGAAGACUAUCGAUAUUAAUUUGGUUUCGGAUUUUUUAUUCAUUUUACCCUAUCAUUUUAUAGCUGGCGAUUGUUACACCGAAGAUGAAUAUAUACCUCCGGGCAAAACUUCUUCGAUAUACGAUAGGAAAUAUAAUCCUUUCAUUUCAAUGUCUGACAUAAACACUGAUCCGGUUCUUUGUCCGAAAAUAGUUCCUGGCAGUCAACUUGAUACAGACAUAAUGGGAAUAAAUGGACGUACCACUGGUCUAAACUAUGCAAUGACUUGGUUUGAAGAUUGGUUUGAAAACAAGCUUAAUAAAACAGCCUUUACAAAAAAUACAUUAUUUUUAAUCACUUUUGAUGAAGAUGAUCGUUCUGGUGACAAUCACGUUUUCGCUGGUCUUUACGGUUCUCCUGUUAAACCACCUACCUCUCAUGAAGACAUUCCUACUUACAAUCAUUACUCUUUCAUGGCUACCGUAGAGGAAAAUUGGAGUUUGGGAGAUUUGGGCAGAAACGAUACCACUACGAGUCCGUUUACUGAUUAUCUGCAUGAUAAACAAAUUUUAAAUGUUGAAAAUAAACCAGAUGUAAAUGUUGGAAAUAAUAGUGUAAAGGUUGAAAAUAAACCUGAUGUAAAUGUUGGAAAUAAUAGUUUAAAUGUUACAGAAAAUGAAGAUGCAACUUAUGGAUAA